AUGGCUACGGAAAGGAAGAUUUUACUUCUUGGUUCUGGUUUUGUUGCUCGCCCAACAGUCGAAUAUAUUUUACGUCGUCCAGAAAAUCUUUUAACUAUUGCUUGCCGGCGCAUAUCUCAUGCUGAAACUCUUUCUCGAUCAUUUCCCCGGGCGACACCAAUUGCACUUGAUGUUGCCAAUGAAACAGCUCUCGAUGCUGUAGUUUCAGAGCAUGAUUUAAUCAUCAG
Messenger RNA from Racocetra persica, 227 nucleotides. Lineage: Eukaryota; Fungi; Glomeromycota; Glomeromycetes; Diversisporales; Gigasporaceae. The record is from the annotation of a GenBank genome assembly.